AAUGGCCUCAAUCCGUGUUGUAAUGGUUCUAUGACUGGAUGCUCUUGGAAUGUAAGCAACCCUGGUGCGAGUAAUUUUUUUUUUUGGUUUCUUAGAAUACAUUGAGUGUUUGAGCAGUUUUUGUCUGUAUCUUGGCAUACAAUCACCAUCACUGCUGUCGCAUAUGUUAGGAGGGUCAUGUACAAAGUCGCAAUUAAAUAUUAAAGUGGGCCUUAGAAGUCACGUCUUAAUAUUGAUUGAUUGAUUGCAUCUUGGUCUUGAAGGUCUUGACAUUGGGUGCAGUGCGAAUGUCAUGGUGGAGAUGAUUCCAUUCGCAAAUUGUCUUUGGGUACAGAGAAUACCUAUAACAAUCUGUUUAAAAAAGAACUGCAGACGCUGGAAAAAUUGAAGGUAGACAAAAAUGCUGAACAAACUCAGUGGGUGAGGCAGCAUCUAUGGAGAAAAAUAACAGGUGACAUUCUGGGUUGAGUCUGAAGAAGGGUCUCGACCCGAAACGUCGCCUAUUCCUUUUCUCCAUAGAUGCUGCCUCACCCGCUAAGUUUCUCCAGCAUUGUUGCCUACCUAUACCAGUCUCAUAUGUUUGGAUAAUGUUGUAUUUGAAAAACCCCGAUUGCCUGGUCUUUGGUUUACUGGAUGAAUUUGUAGAUUGAAGAUGACUCUUGAUGUUGCUUGGAAUAAACCCGUGCGUUUCUUUAUAGAUGGUCGUCAGGCGUAAUUUGGUCCUAUGGUCUUGAAGAGUUUCCCACUCUAGAUCAGCAAGGAUUUUUGUCAUACUGGACUCCCUGCUGCAAUCACCAAUGAGUGUUCGAGACUCCCUAACUUGAAAAGAAGCUCCACUACAACCACAGCAAGAAGGAGGCAGAGGGCAGCAGUGGCUGAACUUAGAAGUUCUUGAAGAGUGUGGUGCGGAAAAUCUGAAUAGUUCAUUCAGACCAUGGCUGACAAAGGUUCUGAAGCCAUGUUGAAUGGUGCUAUUCCAGGUGAGAUGGUGAAGAAAGAUGAAAACUUGAAACGUGGGAACUGGUCCAAUCAAAUAGAGUUCAUCCUCACUAGUGUUGGAUACGCUGUAGGUCUUGGAAAUGUCUGGAGGUUCCCAUAUCUGUGCUAUAGAAAUGGCGGAGGUGCUUUUAUGUUUCCCUAUAUCAUCAUGCUGGUCUUCUGUGGUAUUCCUCUUUUUUUUCUGGAGCUUUCCUUUGGGCAGUUCACCAGCCAAGGCUGCCUUGGUGUGUGGAGGGUUAACCCGAUGUUCAAAGGAGUCGGGUAUGGGAUGAUGGUCGUGUCCUCCUACAUUGGAAUCUACUACAAUGUGGUCAUUUGCAUCUCCUUCUACUACUUCUUCGCCUCCAUGACUUCAGUUCUACCGUGGACAUACUGCAAUAAUAACUGGAACACCGAGGAUUGCAGCAGCAUGCUGAACCCCAACCGAACUACCGACUUCACUGAGCUAUCGCAAAACAUCUCGAUGUUGCUGAACCAAACUGCAAAGAGGACCAGUCCUAGUGAGGAGUACUGGAAUUUUCAUGUACUGAAGAUCUCGGAUGGCAUUGGGAAUUUUGGGGAAGUCCGUACACCUUUGCUGGGAUGCCUUGCUGUAUCGUGGCUUGUGGUCUUUCUGUGCCUCUUUAAAGGGGUCAAGUCUUCAGGAAAAGUGGUGUACUUCACAGCAACGUUUCCUUAUGUUGUGCUGACUAUUCUGUUUAUCCGUGGGAUCACGCUGGAUGGAGCUGUAACUGGCAUCACGUACUAUCUCACUCCUCAAUGGGACAAGAUUUUGGAAGCAAAGGUCUGGGGUGAUGCUGCUUCCCAAAUCUUCUACUCCCUGGGAUGUGCUUGGGGUGGCCUGAUUACCAUGGCUUCUUAUAACAAGUUCCACAAUAACUGCUACAGGGACAGCAUCAUUAUCAGUAUCACCAACUGCGCAACCAGUAUUUACGCUGGGUUUGUCAUCUUCUCCAUUCUUGGAUUUAUGGCUGCACACCUGGGAGUCGACGUCUCAGAAGUAGCAGAUCAUGGUCCUGGACUGGCCUUUGUGGCUUACCCAGAGGCUCUGACUUUGUUGCCAAUCUCACCCUUCUGGUCUCUUCUCUUUUUCUUCAUGUUGAUUCUGCUAGGUUUGGGUACACAGUUCUGUCUGCUGGAAACAUUGGUCACUGCUGUCGUUGAUGAAAUUGGCAGUGACUGGAUUCGUAGACGAAAGUCCAUUGUCACUCUGGGAGUUGCCAUUAUUGGCUUUCUUCUGGGUAUCGCACUAACUACACAGGCUGGCAUUUACUGGCUCCUUCUCAUGGAUAACUAUGCAGCCAGCUUUUCACUUGUGGUGAUUUCCUGUAUUAUGUGUAUUGCUAUUAUGUAUAUUUAUGGACAUGAAAAAUACUUCAAGGAUGUUGAAAUGAUGCUUGGUUUUCCUCCUCCAGUCUUCUUCCAAAUUUGCUGGCGUUUUGUGUCUCCCAGCAUUAUCUUUUUCAUACUGGUGUUCACUGUGGUUCAGUAUAAGCCCAUUAGUUAUAAUGACUACUUGUACCCAACAUGGGCUAUCACCCUUGGUAUCCUGAUGGCUCUCUCCUCAGUAGUCUGUAUUCCAGUUUAUGCCCUUUGGAAGAUUUACGUAACUGAAGGUUCUACAUUUUGGGAGCGCGUGAAAAAUGCAAAUAAACCAAGCAAGGACUGGGGACCUGCUUUACUGGAGCACCGCACUGAUCGAUAUGCCACUCUGGGCAGCCAAUCCUACGAGUUCAACCUUGAAAUCCAACAGCUCAAUCCGGAUAAGGAGCGAGAGAAGGAGCAACUACCAACAGAAAAUAUAGAGCAUAACCUCAAUAUCCAGGGCCACAACGGUUCUGCCAGAACACAGAACCCUGUGUAGUCAAUAUCAUUUUAAAAUCAAAGACGACAACUAAUUUGUGAUGGGGGUGGAGUGGCAAUUGGGUCAGGAAAUAAGGCUUCACCUUAUAGUGAAAGGAUCCGCUCCCAUAAUUUUCUGUACGAUCCAUGGAAUUUGACAAGUAGUCAACAUAAUUCAAUUGAUUGAUCAUCCUUCAGGUAUCUAUAUUCUUUUUUUCUUUUCAUUUAUUUUUAAAAUUAUCAAAUAGAACUCCAUAAUAUAAUACUUAACUUUUUUUUCAAGAAACCAAUUAUUUCUGUUGUCGUUUUGCUGAAUUCUGUACUUUAUGUUGAAAUUACUUGUACAUUUGUGCAAUUGGAAUCCGAUUUUUCCCAGUCAGUGCAAAAUUUUUAUCUAACUGAUUUUUUGUUCGACAUCUGUUUGUGUCUGCCUACUCCACAUAAGAGCACUGGUUCCGAUCAACAAUAUUACAUAUACAAUGCUGAAAAGGUGGAACGGCAGUUUGUGAAGUGUGCUGAUCAAUCCCAGUUCAAAAUAAAGUAAAUGAUAGACUACAUUUCCAAGUAACAUAAAUUUGGUCCGAUAAAUGUUAUGUAGGUCAUAUUACAUAUCAAUAAAUUCUAGUCAUAAGAGCAGAAAUUAGGCCAUUCAGCCCAUCAGGUCUUCUCCAACAUUAAUUCAUGACUGAUCUAUAUUUCCCUGUCAACACCAUUCACCUGCCUUCUCCCCAUAACCUUUGACACUUGUACUAAUCAUGUACCUGUCAAUCUCCAUUUUAAAAAUACCCAAAGACUUGGCUCCACAGCUAUCUGUGGCAUUGAAUGCCACAGAUUCACCACCCUCUGGUUAACAAAAUUCCUCUUCAUCUCCAUUCUAAAGGUACAUCCUUUUAUUCUGAGGCUGUGCCUUCUGGUUCUAAAUGUUUCCAUUCUUGGGAACAUCCUUUCCACAUCCACUCUGUCGAGGCCUUAUACCAGUUGCUCUGGUUUCUUUAUUGGGAUUGUUCCUUAAAAAAAAAAAUACAUUUCUAAUCUUUUUAUGCAAAAAAGCUAAUAUUUCCUGAUAGUAAGAUGUUUUCAGAAAUUUACACAGAGCAAACAAAAUGGGUAUCAUACAUAUUUAAAUCAUUGUACUGGCACUCUAUACUAUUGGCAUUAUUUCAACUAAAGCUAAUGGAGAUAACAAAGUAUUCUGGUAUUUUUCAUUUGCAAACCAUGGCCUCGCCAUCAGUGGGAAGUCCAGAACCAGGGGCCACAGUUUAAGAAUAAGAGGCAAGCCAUUUAGAAUGGAGAUGAGGAAAAACCUUUUCACCCAGAGAGUAUUUCACCCAUAGCUUAUUUCAUCUGUAUUAAUAAUGCUCUAUAAUGGCAAUACCUCCUCAUAAGAGGGAAAGUACCAGUAAACCUAUGGCUAAAUCAGUGAUAUGGUAUUCAUGCCCUACAUGGAAACGGGCAAGCAUGUAUACAGUAAUAUUUCAAGUUAGUAGGUCAAGUACAUAAUUUUUCAAAUUCAUCAGCACAUUUAAAACCCACUGAUUAUCUGAUUUGUACUAUUUCAAAGGACGUUCCCAAUUCGCGGGACAGUGGGACUGUCAUGUGUUGGUAGAAUGGAGCGGCUGGGCUUGUAUACUUGGAAUUUAGAAGGAUGAGAGGAGAUCUUAUUGAGACAUAUAAUAUUAUUAAGGGAUUGAACACACCAGAGGCAGCAAACAUGUUCCCGAUAUUUGGGGAGUCCAGAACCAGGGGCCACAGUUUAAGAAUAAGGGGUAAGCCAUUUAGAAUGGAGAUGAGGAAAAACCUUUUCACCCAGAGAGUUGUGAGUCUGUGGAAUUCUCUGCCUCAGAAGGCAGUGGAGGCCAAUUCUCAGGGUGCUUUCAAGAGUGAAUUAGAUAGAGCUCUUAAAGAUAGCGGAGUCAAGGGAUAUGGUGAGAAAUCAGGAACGGGGUACUGUUUGAGGAUGAUCUGCCAUGAUCACAUUGAAUGGCUGUGCUGGCUCGAAGGGCGGAAUGACCUACUCCUGUAACUAUUGUCUAUUGUUAAGAUAAACACAGAUUUGUUAUCAAUACAUCUUAAGAGCAAUGAAAAGUUAAACAAUGAAUCUAACAAUGAAUCUUAGAGAAAAGUCGUUUUGGGGAACAUACAAUUUCAUCUGAUCAGUUCACAUUUUUUGCACACUUCACGGGAAGAGUUGUUAGAGAUGGUUUAAUGGUGCUAGUAUCUAAUAGGUUGCAUUUACCUUUAAGUGAGGGGAUUCCUUUUGUUAAAAAUCUAUUUUGUGAAAAAUAUGUGAGAAGUAACAACACAAAAAAAUAUGCAACAAAGGGCUUAGUGCAUAGUACAGUAAUGGAGCCUUGAACGUUUUAAGCUCAGCUUCCCUUCAAAUGAUCAAUGAACAGUUCAAAAAUGCCUUUGAUGUUUGGGUCUUUGGCACCACUGUAAUGGGCAGAACUGGGAACAUUUGAACUUGAACCAUGCCCUGCCAAAGUAGAAAUAAAUACCAUUUAAACAAAACAUGUGUGAAUAUUACUGCCACAUAUUUAUCAAAUAUUCACAGUGGACUUUCCUUCAAUAUUCAAGGACUGGAUGGUUCGAUUUACAAAUGAGCACCCGCCAUUCCUGCCCAUAAGACCCAGGGGGGUUGUUUAAAUAUUUAUAGGGUUCCAAUCACCAUUUUCAUAGGUUAAUGGACAUUGAAUGCAACAUGCAUGUUAGCCCCUAUUUCAUUAAUAUUGAAUGGAACAAUGUUUAAAGCAACUCCUGAAGGCCAUUCCAAAACUUAAUGAGAGAUAUUUAAGGCUCAAAGAUGUUAACGUACAUCAUUAAACAUCCAAAAAAAUUACAACAGUCUAAUCUGCCACACUAAUAUACAGGGGAUGAUGGAUUUCAUCCUAAUUAAACCAGCAAGCUGCCGAUUCAAUUUACCUCCCAUUGGUCACAGUUACAUUUAAAGGAUAUAGCUGAAAAUUGCUUGUUCUACCUAAUAGUGGAUUUGGACAGAUGUCAUGGACUCCUUAUCACCUCCACGCUGAUUUGGGGUUAAAAACAAAGGCUGAACCCAAUCACCUAAAUCCAAAAUCAAGGGAGGAUGUUCAUAUCCCUGCAGGUCUCAUUGUGAGACGUAGAACAGCACAAACAGAUGAUUUAAAUAUGUGAUAAUUGAGAAUAUCUUUUAAUCAGUUUCCGACUCCGUUUCUCCACUCCCACCACUGCCAAGACAAAGUUGUAAUGAAGUCAGUCACCUCAUCUUACUGGUGGGUCUUUGAAAUUCAUGAACAGUUACAUUCAUGUGUCAAAUUAUGUGAAGUGCUUGAAUUGUACAGUGUACAUUCCAGUCCUAACUUUGCAAAUGCAGAAAUGGGUUUCUGCAAGAGAUUUUGUGCUUAGAUCCAAAUUUUGAUUGGAUUGGAAUUUCCAUUUAAUGGAAAUAAAUGAAAUGUUCCAUUAAAGUUCAACUUCUGGAACAAAAUUAUGUAUAUAUCAGAAUAUUUGCAUGAUUGGAAUGGUCAUGAUGGGAUUUUGUGCCUGGCUGCAAAACACAUUUAUAUAGAUUCCAUUGCAUUUGCUUGAUAAUGUUAAAUCUUGAUUCCAUGGAAAUAUGCAAUAUAACAAAGUAGACAUUGCUAGUAUAAAGCUAUGAAUUAAAUUGUCUCGCUCCUUGUUCUUCUUACUAACCCUUUCCCUGUUUCAUUCUGUGCUAAAAUCACUCUGACCAUUGAAAUCUUUUUCUUUAUUCAUAUUUCUAUGGGGUUUAACCUAGGUUGGGCAAUCGAGUCAUCAGCCCAAACCAAUCUAGACUGCACUGUCGUUGAGGCAAAUAGUAGAACUUGAGCCUCAGAGUCAUAAAGUUCAAUGUUUCCGUCCAACUGCGGUAACAAAAAUAAAGGAUUAAUACUUUAAUUUAAUACAGAGGGAGAGCCAUCUGUUGGAUGAGAUGUUAAACCGCGAACCAGUCUUGCCUGCCGGGUGGACGUAAUAGGUCCUACAGCACUUAAGUCAAAGAAGAACAAUAGUGCUCCCUCCAACUAUGGUUACAAAGCACUUUAGGAUGUCCUGGGGCCACAAAAACCACCCUAUCAAUGCAAGUCCUUUUUUUGGUCUAGACGCGAUCUGCAGUGAAUAAUUAGCCUUUCAUCCUUCAGGUUAAGGCCUCAUAAUGCAUACUUCAUCUCUUCAGGCUACACAAACUAUUCAUCACUUUUACAACCUAAUGGGAAAUAGUUUACAAAUUACAACCAAAAAAUUACAUUAAAUAUGCAUUUUAUUAUGCUACGCUAAAUUUACUGCCCCUCAAUUCACAUUGAUAAAGCUAUAGGCUGCACUUUGUUGAUUUUCAUUAGCCGACAUAGGAAAAAGUAUUUUCUCUCACAGUUUACUCAAUUGAAUUUCAUGUUUCGGUCGAGGAAGUUUGACCCAGAUAAUUUAUGCCUCUGAAGCUUCCUGACCUGGUGACUCUAUGCUGUUGUAGCAUUGAUAUAUUAGUAUUAAUAUUCAGUGGCAGACUUUGUUUUAGCUUAAAUAAAUCUUUUCCUCAAUUUGUCAGGUAACUAAGGCAAAAUGUCAGUGAUGAUUAAGGUUAAUUCAUGGAGGUUAACUGCUAAUAAUUUGGUUCACCAAGGAAGUACUUAGUCACAAAUGGGCUCAAUUAAAUUUGACACACAGGUCAUUUAAAAGUCUGCUUCAUUUGUACUCCAGGAUGGGUAAUUGCCAGCCAAUACAUUUAUAUAUAAAACCUUUCACACUGCCAGUAUUUCCCCAUUUACAGAGCCUACUACAUUUUCUAAUCCAGGUUACUUCAACACCAGCAACAAAUCAUUAAAUUUAAAAACAAACGCAUUCUGCUUCAAAUGCUUUGCUGCUUGCUUCAAAACAACAAUGUUUGCAAAAGUAAAACUUCUGGCCUCUUAAACUUCUUACAUAAUGUCGGAAAUAUCUACAAACAUGCACACGCACGCUCUCUCUUUCUAAAUGAUGUUUGCACUGCGACAGACCUUGGACUGUUCAAAAGUAGAAAACAUUGUGCUAUUACGUGACACCAUUAGCAGAGCACAGUACUGUAGAUUAAGGGGUCACUGCUCUCCUAUACAUGACCGUAUUUUAUGCUACACUGAAAUGUUUAAGUUGGGUGGUGGGGUGGGUAGGUGGGGACGGAUUACAAACUUCACUUUUUUGUGAAGUUACUCAAGCACACAACCUUUAUAGUGUAAACAGUGAUCUGGAUUGAGCCAUGUCUGUGGUUCAUUUUAACACUCUCCAUACUCUGUGUUGUCUGCCCAUGCACUUCUUCUCUCUCUUUCUCAUGACUGCCAAACCUUUCAACCUUUUGCCUAUUUAUAGCUGUAAAUAUGUAGAUUUGUAAUCUAUCAAGUGUUCCAUCCAAUCUGCCAUUACCCAAUUUGUUUACCUUUUCUGAAUGGCAAACUCUUAUAUUCACUCAGUAAAGGCUAUUGGGAAAAUCUUUGUAACCCGUGCUUCCUUCCUACCUCUGUCAUUUAUCUAUAUGAAAUACUCAUACUCUAUUUAAUGUAUAAUUUAAGUUGAGCACCGCUUUGCUUUUCCUGUUAGCUGUGUGUGCUGAAAAAUAAAGGAAGAUUUUACUUUCCAAUGCGCCAAUAGCUCAAAAUGAGAAGUAUAAUUGUGUACACAGUUUUCUCUUGAUAGUGUAUAUUGUUUCAAGUGAUUGUAACCUGUAGUCAUACUUAUGAAAGUUUACUUGACUCUUUCAGUGUUUAAAAGAGAGAAAUAUAUUUAAGAAGCUACUUACUUAUAUAAAUCUCUUGCAGUUUGGGGUCAGUUGCAUAAAUCAGUCAUUAACAAAAGCUGCAAAUCACAUCUCAGAAUGAUAUUGAGUUUUGUUUAUGGUUUUUUUGUGGUUGUACAUUUAAUAAAAUAAUGUUUAUGCUCUUGAAAGUACUUAUCAAAGGGAAAAUGUUGCAAAACAGAAUGUUUCAUUAAAUGAAUGAUUUCUGCAGGUCAACCAUUGCUUUAACAAAAACUGUCAUUGUAAUUCACCACUGGUAAUAAAUAUUCCCUCCACCUGUCCCUCUCAGAUUAGGUUGCUGAAACAAAUUUCAAGAUAAAUCUUAAUCAAAUCAACAACUAGUAAGCAGUUUGCCCUGUAAUUUAAACAUGUCCUAAUUGUGAAACAAAUUCCCACUUCUUUAAUGGAAAAUAAAAAUGCCUUUUAUAGACUCUGAAUCGUCCAUGUCAAAAGAAUAACUUGAUGUAAUUAGAUCAGUGUGUGAAAUGAUUGAUGCAAAAUAUGCAUGAGUUUUCAUUGAGGCCAGAGGUUAGAAAAAAAUCCACUUAAACUCUUUUCAACAAUUCAAAAUGAUACCAGUGGAAUCCAGACUGUCUGGCCAAAUUUCAGCAGAAAGUUUGGAAAUGUGUGCAUUUUCCAUUUUUUGCUUACCACUUAACACUAUUAUUUCACCAUAAGUGAGAUCCAGCCAGGUAAAUACCCUCCCAUUCCACAGACUGUCAGAGUUUACAAUGAGGAAAUAUGGUGAGUGUAUGAAAAAUGCCAACAUUAAAAUGCUCCUUAAAUUUCUGACCUAAGUUAUAAAAUGGGUGGCUGAGUCCAUGUGACCACUCCACAAACCGUUCCAGAUAGAGCUUACUAACCUUGAUUGGAAGAGGCAAAUUCAUGUUCCCUCCUUCUCCACACCACUGCCACUGUAGACGUCUUAUAGAAAUUCCUCUUGUUACUAUUGCAAGAACUGAAUGGAGUAGAAUUUCAGAAGUGGGGGGGAAAGCCAAUACUGCUCCAUUAUAGCAUAUUUAACAAUACCAAAUGGAAUGAAUUUCUAAUCAAACGCCUAUCAAGGUUUGCUUGAGCUUAUUGUGAAGGGAAAUUUCAGUUACGGAACGUAUAACAUGUUUGCUUAUUAUAAAAUGUGACACAGAAGUCUCAUUAUUCUACAGAAGGCGGGAAGUAAAACAAUAAAACAAGCCUCAAGAAGGGUCCUGACCAGAAGUGUCAUUUUUCUUCAUGGAUGAUACCUGACCCUCUGAAUUACUCCGGCACUUUGUGUCUAUCUUUGGUAUAAGCCAGUAUCUACAGUUCAUUGUUUCUACUCAUUAAAUGUUAUCUUGCUGGUGGACAUGGGUAACAUGAUGGAUGAAAAUAUUAUCCCUUCCCGCUCUUGCCGAGCCAGGAAAUAUCACCACCUAUUGGUGGGUGUGAGAAAUGUUCAGGCUGCUUUAACCCAAUUCUAAUGGCCGCCAAUCAACAACCAUAGACAGAUGUUCAUGGAUAACAUUGCAACAUUACAUUUUAUUCACUUAUUGCCUGAAAUAGGGUGCAGAAAUAUUAUUUCCAUUACUGCAGAUUGGUUCAUAGGAUAUUUAUUUGUUCUUAAUGACUAUGAAACCAAUAUUUUCACUUCAAAUUAAUAAUUGGCUUUAAUUAAUGCAAAAAAUUGACCAAAGCAAUACUUUCCCUUUAAUGUAUUUUUCCACACUACAAUAGCUACUUGAAGAUGCCAAUAUGGUUCAGGUUCCCAUGGCUGAGUGUAUGCAACAGGCCUCAUAUUCACUACCAUUGGUGCUGAGGGAAUGGUAUAACAGUAAGCAGAUUUGUAGUAGAACUGCAUGUUAGCACAUUUUUCAUCACAUCAGAAAAAAACUGCUGUAUAUUUUAUUCAUUUACAAACUGAAACCCAGCAAAGCUUUAAAAUGGAACCUGUAGAUUCCAGAGUAUGUUUAUUUUAGAAUCAGUCAGAAAUGUGAAUUAAAAAAUUAAUUAACCUG
This is a messenger RNA of Leucoraja erinaceus (little skate), 10590 nucleotides long. RefSeq names its product solute carrier family 6 member 9 (gene slc6a9). NCBI's taxonomy places the organism in Eukaryota, Metazoa, Chordata, Chondrichthyes, Rajiformes, Rajidae. Bases 935 to 2863 code for a protein of 642 amino acids. The record is from RefSeq and is a predicted model, not a curated record. Gene Ontology annotation, molecular function: glycine:sodium symporter activity. Gene Ontology annotation, biological process: synaptic transmission, glycinergic; sodium ion transmembrane transport; neurotransmitter transport. The transcript has 14 exons. Gene Ontology annotation, cellular component: plasma membrane.